GUCUCCAAGCCUGGGCAUGGAAGGAUUGGCUGUCAGACUCAUUAAUAAUGGCGGUGAAAGAAGUACUUGCUGCUCGGUAGUUAUAUCCUUGUCGUUGCUCAGUGCCAAUGCUGUUGCUGUUACACAAGAUUCGCUGUGAAGGGGCAUCUAUUGUUCACAUGCGUACGAAAUAUUUGAGUGUACAUUGAAUCAUCGACACCCAGUGCGCGGUUGGCCGCUGUAAUGGGAAACAAGGUGGAAUGUAAGCAGGAGGAAACGCAAAAUCAGUCCAGAAUUGCAGUUUAUGUCGCAAGUCAACAUCCUGCUGCGGAUGUUUUCAUCAGAGGAAAUGAGUGGCAACAACAAGUGGGCAACUGCAGUCGAAAAAGGACAGAACCAGAUGCCAGUGGCAUCAACUUAGAAUGAUGGUCGUUUGCCCCUGACCACAAAAAUCCCAGGUGCUUCAACUACUAGGGAACAUUCCCGGCUCGAAAAGGCCAAACAGGCCCAUGAGCUCUCCAAAGGCAUCGCGUGUAAGUUUUGACACCAAAAUUGGCAGAUGGUUCGCAAGUCAGGUCACUGCUCUCCAGCCCUAGAUGCUUCACUUUUCCCAGACAUCUGCAUCUUUGCACCCAUUGGCACCAUUCGUGUUUUUCAUGCGCACUUGAACAUUCGACCAACAAAGCUUUGACCACCAAGUGUUGCCUAACUGGAGCAAUUGAGGUCACCUGCAACCAUCGUGGCAUCUCCAGUGUCCAAAACCUCAAUCGUUCCUUCGUCUCUCUCCUGCUUCUGUCUUGACCAUUAUCUCUGAGAAUGGACUCCAGCCAACCCAAGAGCACAGCCUUCUCAGGCUACGACGUGUCUGGGUCGUCGCCUCCCAACGGCCACCGCGACCAUCGCGACAGCACGUCACCCACUUCUCGCAACGACGCCGACCCAUUGAACACGCGCCCCAACACCUCGGGCUCUGAUCACGACUCCUGGUCCAGCUACCCGUCCCGCCACACGCUGCCCGACAACGCCGCCAUGGCGGCCCCGUUCGAAGUCCCCAAGCUGUGGCGGGAGGCAAUGCAGUGCGUCAGCAUCAACGCGGGCCUGUACCCCAAGCAGAUCCUCCAGAAGUACUACGAGCUGUACCCGGCCCAGGCCGCCGCCCACCCGGGCCACGUCGAACUCGACGUGUGGCGGUCCAAGAGGGCCACCGUCCGCGGCAUCAGGAGCGUGCACAUCCGCUACCUCGACAGGGACCCGGGCAGGAUCUACCUGAUGGUCAUCUUCGUGGACGAGCUGGACCCGAGCACCAGGUCCCCCAUCGUCCGCCUCGUCACCAACACCUCGAUCCACCACGUCCUCGAGGAGCCCUGCGAGAACUGCCCGCUCUGGCUCAAGGUCCACUCCGGCGCCGGGCCGCAUGCCAGCUCGCCCUACCGGAUCAUACCGUGCUGCGACCGGUGGGCCGAGUGUGCCGACUUUGGGGAGCCCAUCUCCGACGAGGAGAAGCAGGUGCCCGCGAUGGUGUCGAAGCUGAUCGAGGAGCUGCAGCGAAAGAGUUUGCUUUUGCACGCCAAGGAGCGAGAGAUUGAGGCCAAGGAUGACCAGCUGCAGCGACUGCGUGAGAUGACAGACAAGGGCGUGGAUCAUGCCCGCGGUGGCGCAGCUCUGACGCAGGUAAUACGGCUAUUUCCCAACUACCAAGUCGACGCCGGUACGUUGGAGCAGUACUGCCUGCCUGCGCUCGUCGUGGGCAUCUUCUUGGUGCUGUGGGCUUUGAAAUGAUGACAAGAAAUGUGACAAUCCUUCGCGUGCCAAACAGUGGCUGAAGGAAGGAGCACAUUGGACAUGACACCAAG
Messenger RNA from Diaporthe batatas, 1832 nucleotides. RefSeq lists its product as uncharacterized. The transcript has 3 exons. The coding region runs from base 796 to 1758 and encodes 320 amino acids. Lineage: Eukaryota; Fungi; Ascomycota; Sordariomycetes; Diaporthales; Diaporthaceae. The record is from RefSeq and is a predicted model, not a curated record.